This is a messenger RNA of Phyllostomus hastatus (greater spear-nosed bat), 1185 nucleotides long. RefSeq names its product leucine rich repeat containing 74B (gene LRRC74B). Lineage: Eukaryota; Metazoa; Chordata; Mammalia; Chiroptera; Phyllostomidae. The transcript has 9 exons. Bases 1 to 1185 code for a protein of 394 amino acids. Gene Ontology annotation, molecular function: protein binding. The record is from RefSeq and is a predicted model, not a curated record.
AUGAGCGUCACCAUAACCAGUCCCUGCGGGAAGUCAGGGGAUAAUGAAGAGCAGGAGAAAGAGGCGGUGGCGGCUGGCGCUGGGAGUCUUACAGGGGUCCUGGAGGCCGAGGAGGGUUUGGACACAGAUUCGGACUCCUACCUGGAGACGGAAGGCACCCGCGGUCUUGGAGGACUGGUCACAGACACGCUCUACCUGAGGUCAUGCCAGGCCCACAGCGCCGUGCCCGCCUCCUGCUUUCUGCGCCAAGGGAGAGCUCCAGAGCUGAACCUGCGGUACCGUGGUCUGGGGCCACAGGGGGCCCGGGCUCUGGCUUCUGCACUAACCUCCAAUCCCUAUAUCAAGCGUCUGGACCUCCGGGACAAUGGGCUCUGUGGGGCCGGUGUGGCGGCCCUGGCACGUGCCCUGAGAAAAAGCAGCAGCAUCUGUGAUGUGGACCUGUCGGAGAACCAGCUGGGAGCGGUGGGAGCCCAGGUCAUCUGUGCUGCCCUCAUGGCAAACCCAGCCAUACAGAAGGUCCAGCUGGCAGGGAACAGCCUGGAGGAGCAGGCAGCCCAGUACCUUGCUGAACUCCUGCUGGCCCACACGGGCCUGAAGUCCCUUGACCUGAGCUAUAACCAGCUAGAUGACCAAGCAGGGGAGACGCUUGGACCAGCCUUGGCAGAAAACACAGGACUCACCGAGCUUAACAUAAGCUGGAAUCACCUUCGAGGCCCAGGAGCUGUCUCUUUUGCCAGAGGACUGGGGGCAAACAUCUUCUUGAGAGUCCUGGACAUCUCAUACAAUGGCUUUGGAGAUCCUGGAGCCUCUGCAGUGGGGGAGGCACUUAGGACCAACAAUGUGUUGGAGGAACUCCACAUGAGCAACAACCAUAUCUCUGUGGUGGGAGCCCUGAGCCUGGGCCUGGGCCUCCGGGUCAACCAGACACUGAGGAUUCUUGUUGUAUCCAGGAACCCCAUGAGGAGUGAAGGCUGCCUGGGUGUCCUCAAGUCUGUCCGGGGUAAUCCAGUGUCUCCCCUGGAACUGCUGGAUUUCUCUGAUAUCCAGGUGAACAAAGAGUUUGACGACCUCGCUAGCUCAGUGAAGGUAAUUUUCCCAGAGCUCUGCAUAAAGACGGAUGCUGGCAGAGUGGAGUACAGAAAAGAGUUGCUGGCAGUCUUUGGACCAGCGUCUGCCCCUAAAUGA